This is a messenger RNA of Monodelphis domestica (gray short-tailed opossum), 14728 nucleotides long. The record is from RefSeq and is a predicted model, not a curated record. NCBI's taxonomy places the organism in Eukaryota, Metazoa, Chordata, Mammalia, Didelphimorphia, Didelphidae.
CACCCCGGCUUCUUGCAGUCUGCGAAACUGUCAAGCACCAGGCAGCAGAAGAAGAACAGCAGCCGCCGAAGUCCCUGAAGAAGAAGAAGAAGAAGAAGCCUCCACUGGCCUCGAGCCGCUGAAGAAGAGCCUCGGCGUGCGAGAGGAGGAGGAGGAAGCCCAGUCAGCCCCGAAGAGCCCCCGAAGAGCCCCAGAGGUCCGGCCAGGAGAGCGUGCUCUCCUGAGCCGCCGCUGCGGCGGCAUUGCCGCCGCAGCGGCGGCAGUGCCACAGCUGCGGGCACCCCCGCGGUCAGCCGCCGCCACCACCGCGGUCCCCACCGGCCCAGGCGCCACCACCACUGUCGCCCUCUUUGCGGUCCGUAGCCACUGUCGCGGUAGCUCUAGUGGGUAAGUGCCACCACUUUAGCUACCGCGCACAGUCGCCGCCGCUAUGGCGUAAUGUGGAGGGAACCGGCCGGCGGCUGUGGGAGCACCAGUUCCGACUGAAUCCGAAGACCUUGAUAACCUGAACUUCUGAAACUCUUACGAAACAACCAAGGAUAAAGACAACUGUACAGUACCAUAUGAGGAAGACAUCGCAACCAUCCCACGCCAGAGCUGUGUUUGGGAAUGCUAGACUCCACCUUGAUGUCUUUUUCUUCUCGGCAGUUUGCAAUUUCAGCUCUGGAGGUGUUUCCCCCCUCUUAGAUUGCUUUUCUGCAAUUAGGGUGACUAUAAGUGCCUUCAUUCAAGUGAUCCAGCCACAAGGUAUGUGCGUUAUCUCAAAUCUUGAUUAGAAUAAGGAAUGAACUAGCCACUCACCUCAAAGUCUUUGUGGAACGUUGUAUAUCUGACUAGCGUUGCCAGCUUCUGAAACCUUGGAACAUUGCUCUAUGGCCGGGGGCGCUGUUCCUACAAGGAGUAAUAAUGACACUAAAGAAAAGAAAGGGGGGGUAGCUGGGUAGCUCAGUGGAUUGAGAGCCAGGUCUAGAGACAGGAGGUCCUGGGUUCAAAUUUAGCCUUAGACACUGCCUAGCUGUGUGACCCUGGGCAAGUCACUUGACCCCCACUGCCUAGCCCUUACCACUCUUCUGUCUUGGAAACAACACACAGUAUUGACUCCAAGAUGGAAGAUAAGGGUUUAAAAAAAAAGAAAGAGGAAUCAUGGCAGGCAUACAGGAAGAAUAUUCUUCACUGUAAUGCAGUUUGUCUAUAGGUCUGAGAGAGAGGAAUAGACAAUAAAUGCACCUCACUGAAGACAUCAUAGCCUAAUUUCUGGGUGAAAAUGAGGAUAGCAGAAAAAAAACCCAUUUCAUAGAAUAAAGAUAAUUGCCAGAGAGAAAAAACAAAGAGAUUACUAAAAUAUCACUGCCGGCCAUGCAGGCUAACUGGAUGCACGGAACAUAGACAGAAAGGAAAUGGUUCUGAACUCAAAGUGAUUUAAAGAUGGUUUCACAACCUUUUCAACUCCAAUAUUGCCACGUUUUAUGAAGAUCACUGAGCACAGAACGGAUUUGCUUGAAAAUAUGUUCUUCUUUGUAUUCAAAGAUAUGAAUAAAACAGCAAGAUAGCCUCUAUAAUCAUGAAAAUGCCAUAUUUCAUGUAUGACUAGGUUUGUGGGUAGUUGAGGAAAUGAAUAAAAUGCCUAUUGAAAUAUAUAGAAAACAGCCAUAAUAGAAGUUUAAAAUUCCACAUGUGUAGCUGGCGAUUUUUUAAAGAUAAUACAAAGACUUUAGAAUAACUCAGAUAUAGUAAAGCUUGAUAUAUGCAUGUGUAAUCAAAAAUAAUUUAACUCUUUGGGUAUUGUAUCCGUUCUGUAUUAAUGACUGGAUGUUUCAUUUGAAUGUUGCUUUUUUAAAAAAGGUCUCCAGUUAUUUGCCUAGGAACACAGAAAGAAUAAUGGAAUCACAUAGCUUAAACUAAAUGCAACAAAGACAUUUUAAGAUAGUAAACAUGAUCUCAAGCUUAUGUAUCAAUUAAAUACAGCUCGAGGAUUUUAGUCAAAGAUAUUUUAGCAAAGCCCAUAAAACUGUAAACUAUUAGUAUCUAAUUGAAGAAGAGCUAUUUCAAUAAAACGUACCAUACAAGAAGCCCAAUACGUUUUGUUGAUCAAAAUACAACAAUGCAUGUGGAAGUGCUUUAUAAACAACGAACGAUAAUUUCAUAGUGAUGAAUAUGUUGUUGGUAUGACUGUCUCUCUUCAUUUCUGUUGUUCUACAUGACUAUUUUCCCCAGAACAAGCAAGUUAAGAUUGAGAUGGGAAAAUUCCAUUUAAUCCAUUAUCUCUGGUUUUCUUGGUAAGGAAAUAAUAAAGUAUAGCAAAGAGGGCACCAUGUUGAAUGUAUGGGGUUAGAAUACAAGACCUUGGUGGUCUGACGUACAAGGCUAGAGGAAUAUGUCAGGUAGAGGAAGCUAAUGGAGUGAGACUGCGGUUUCAAUAUACUAAGCCAUAUGAAAUCCAGUAAAAGUUCUGGUCACUGAAUCCAUACAUUUCCAGCUAGGAGGGACCUCAGGGGUCAGCUAGUCCAACCCUUAGUUUUAUAAAAUGUGAAAGAGGUAGCAUGAUUUGUUCAAGGCCUUAUGGUCCUGAAGUGAACCAGGUCUUUUUGAUUCCCAAACCAGUGUCCUUUCCACUGCAUCAUGGGGGAGUGUUUUAGGAAAAAUUAAAGACUUUCCCCCUACUUCUCAAAGAGAAAUAGAAGUUGUCCAUAAACUAUGUGUCCCUACCAGACACAUAAUAUUUUUGCCAAUGUUUUGUGGAAAAGAUUCAUUGUUAGGUUUUUAUCCAAGGGAAAGAGGUGGAGAAACUGCUCUCAUGUCAAAUCUGACUCAUUUUAACAGUCCUUGUUGAAAGGUAGCAGCUGUAAUUAGUGUAAAUUUUUCAAGGUGCAAUGUUGUUCUCAUCAACUAUGCCAGAUUUUAAUUAUCUUUUCUUUUCUCUUAAAAGUGAUCACCUCUACAGACUCUAAUUUUAAAUUUCAUUUUCAAGACAAAAAGGAGAUGACAUUUUAGAUAGAUAGAAAUAUUAUUUCAAAAACCACUUGAGUUUAUAAGACAUGUUUAUUUUAUUCUCUCGAACAAAGUGGCAGGUCAUAAGGUUCAAAGGAAUUUUCACCUUUUUUUCCAUUUAAAAUUAAAUAUUCAUAUUCUUUCUGCCUUUAUACACAAACCUUUUCUAGUACCUGCUUGUUUUGAAAUUGUACAAUACCAAUUCAAUAUAGCCCAACAUUGACUUGGAUAGCACAGAUCUUACCAAAGGGGGGUUUUACUCUCCUUUGUAAUAUUUCUGUAGUAUCAUAUAGUUGAGUGUGUCAUAAAUAGAACAUCUGGAGAUGAAAGGAGAAAAGACAUGUGCAUGUAUCGUGUUGUAGAUUGACCCAAUCAGCACAGCUUUAUGGGAUUUGAUUUCUAUAUUAGAAAGUAGUUUAAGACAGAAAACUACAAAAUGAAAGAAUUAAUUUUCAGUAAUGUGGUCCCUAAGAACUCACAGUUAGUGAGUAUUUUCUUUGAAGUUCUUUUUCAUUUUCAGUAUCUUUAGUUUGAAAGAAUUACAUCAAUGCAGGAUAUGCAUUUGUAGAGAAAUGUGAAACAGAGAUUACAGAGUAAGUUCACAAAGAAACCAAAUUAAAUUGGCCUGAGCUUCUCUUUGACAGUUCUUGCCCUUCCCAAGAUUAAAGUUUUAGGUCUAUUCUGCUUUAGUUUACCUUCUUGAAAUAAAGAUUAUGAAGGAAGUAACUAAAGUCACCUUUAAUCUAGUUUCCUGUCAAAAAAUUGUAAGAAGAGUAGAUAUGAAACAAUAUGCUUAGUUUUUUUUUUGUGGCAAACUCUCCAAAAGAUUUAAGUGAGAACUCAAAAUUCAAAUCCCUUCCUCAAAUUUCAGAUUCUUUUUUCUUAGAGUUCUGGACUUAAAUGCCAGACUUCUUCCCCUAAACCUCCCCCCAAACUCCUAAUUUGAUAUACAGCUACAGUUCUUAAAAUGCUUCCUCAGUGUUCUCUUUGGAAAGAUUAGUUAACCAGUAUGUUAAAUUCCAAAUGCAUCACUGAAGAAAAUCAAGGAAUAUAUAUAUAUAUAUAUAUAUGUAUAUAUAAUUAUAAAUUAAUUUUAAAAUAAUUAAGGCUCAGUCUUGAGAAUAAAUUCUGUGUUCUGUCCUUUUGUGGGAAAAUAUGCUACAAAAUAAGGGAAUAUUUACUAAUGAUUUUCUUUUCAUAGAAUAGAAAAAAAUAGAAAGCUGGUGAGAAUAUUAAAAAUUCAACCAUCUAAUUUUACAGAUAAGGAAAUCGAGACCCUCAGGGAAGGUGUAUUUGUAUUUUCUUCUUGGAAAGAAAUUAUUUUGCCUAAAGUCUCAGUCCCAAUCCAGUAUUCUUUCCUUUAGAACAUAAUUCUAAUUGGAACUGAAUUCAUACUUAUAUAUGUUUAUGCAUGUAUAUGUAUAUAUAUAUAUAUAUAUAUAUAUAUAUAUACAUACAGCCACACAUAUAUGUAUUUGUGCCUAUCAGAAGAAGAGAUGUAGGAGCCAUACGUGAUAAAGUCAACUUGACUCAUAUACCACUUGGUAGCAUGGUUACUAGAAGCUGCCUCUUCUUUUCAAGAGGCAGAAAUGAUGCUUUGCAAUUGAACAAAUAAUGUGACAUAGACAUUAGAAAAAGAAAGCAUCUCUAUCUCUCGUCUUUCAAAGUGCCUUUGCUUUAUUCUUUUUUAUAAGUAGAAAUGCAAGCAUAACCAUGGCAAAAAUAAAUACAUUUUAAGAUCCUUGAGAUUAAUUAAACAAAAUAAGCAACUUGCCUAUGCUAUAUCAAAAGUAGCGUGAAGGAUUUUUUGUGGCUACUGAUUGAACCUAGAGGCUUAUUGGCUAAAGACCCUAUCAAGAAUAUUUUCCUUCUUCAGUUCUCUUUUGUGUCUCCAAGAGGCAUACUCAAUUUCCCCCACUGUUAUCUAAAGAAAAAAUAAACAUUGUCAGGUUUCUUACAAAUGAUAGAGUCUGCUUUAUGUUAACGAAUGAAGCAAAAUUCCAUAUCACUGAUUUGGGUCAAUCCCUUGAUGACAGUUGGGGUCUGAAGAGCUUCUAUUAAAGCUAAUGUAUUCUGCAUUAGCCCAGCGCUUUUUCAUAAUCCCAUCUCCCAUCCAUAGAACAACUAUAAAGAUUUGAGCUGGUUCCUACUAAAGUAUUUUAAAACUAUAGAGAACAUAGACGCAGAUGCAAGAUAUUUAUUUAGUGCCCCAACUUUUUUAUUUGACUGAACUUGGUAAAAUCUGAUGCUGUGUUCCAUCAGGAGUAUGCCAAAGCCAUCUUUGAGUACACCAAUGAGGCAGUUUUCCCCCCUGAUACAAAAAGCACUUGCCUCAAUCACAUAGACCAUAGCAAAAAUCUUCAGGUGGUAACAGUGUGUACAAGGGAUGUUUCUUUCCCCUCUGUCCUCAGAGGAGAGAGUUACCUUUUCCUCUAACCUUUUCUUUGUCCCAUCUCUGAUAUUCCAACCUGAUGUGCCGCAAUUUUAUUGUUAAUGGUUUCUGGUCUUCAUUUUCUGGGGUUGCCAAUUUAUAGAGAGAGUUAAUGCAGCAUGUGAUUAGUUUCCUACAGUAAGUGCUAGUCAUAGCCUGUGGGACAUAUUUUCAGUUUUGAUGGCUCGUUCCUUUUUCUUCAACAAGGGCCCUUUUCUAUAAUUAUGAAUCUAGUCUUUCUCCAGACUUCUUAGAGUAACAAGCUCAGAGAAAAAAGCCCUUCAUUUAUAAUGUGAAGUAUAGUCGGAAUGGAAAAUCGCAGCCCCUGGUAUAAGUUUACAAAAUAUGACAAUUAUGCAUCUGGCCACCUUUGUUCAAUUUCAAUGUGUGCAUUUACCUUGCUUCAGGUGGAAAUGACCUAAUGCUAGUCAUAAUUUCUGUACAGUCAUGCUAAUGAACAUCUGGAAGUCCUCAGGAACACUUUGGACACCUAACAUAUAACAGACUGGAAUUACUUUUAAUUUGAGAUUUUGUCUUGGAGUGACUCCAAGGCAUCAUUUUGGUUUUCUCUUACUGUUUUUUUUUCUUUUGCAGCCCUUUCCUUUUCAAAACAAAAAAAAGAUCAGAAAUUUGAAUGGGGUUUAUUAGGGGAAAAGAUGUUUGUUCAACCUUUCACAAAAUAGAGCUUUAAAUUGUUUCCUUCAAAUGCAAAACAUUCUGGAAACUGAUGAAAAAAGUAGGGUUGUAGCUACACUCAAGAAAAAUAAAGCUUGAUUGGGGAUGGUGGGACCUUUCUUUUAAUCCAUUCUUCCUUCAUCCCCACUGUAGUUCCUUGAAAUAAGGCUCCUGAAAUCAAUAGCCAUAACUCUGAGUUUUCUUUUGAUGUUAUGUAAGAAGUUGCAAUAGAAAGAAUGGAUGAUUGAUUUUUCAGGGUGAUGGGUCCCUCCAAUUGUAAUCAUUCUCUAAACCCAACGGUCUCUCGAGGAAAAGGUGAUUCUCUUUAACUUUUAACUGCAACAGUAAUGGCCAGACAACUAUUUGAUUUAUUUUGAAUGUUGCAGGAUAUCUCUUCCACAAAUACCUUGUCUGCAUGUAUGUGGGGAUGUUGGCCAAUAAACCUCAAUGUUCCUUACUUAUCCCAUUGAAAGUGUGAUAGAAGGGCACUAGACUGAAGCAAAGGACGUGAGUUUUAGUCUUGGCAUUGGUUCUACCAUGAGACCAUGGGCACAAGUUACAUAAUCUCUCUGAGUCUCGGUUUUCUUAUCUGUAAAAUGAAGGCAAAAGGCCUUCUCUACCUGAACUGCAGGACUAGUGUAAAAAAAGUGAAUAUUAACUUUUAAUUGCUAGAGGUAGUUUGGAAUUGUGGUUAUGGCUGGCCUUAGAACUUGGAAGACAUGAGUUUUAAGUCAUGCCUUAAGACUGACAUAUGCUAGCUAUGUGACCCUGGUCAAGUCACCUAAUUUAUGAUCAGUGCUACAGGCAAUUCUCUUAAGACUCUGAGUUGCAAAAGAGGUAGUAAUCUAUAUUGGUAGGAAGAAUUUCCUCAGCUAAAAUUUCCCUGUACCAAUGAAAUCACUGAUUCAGUCUCCAUUCCUUUCUUUAUCCAGAUGAAGCAUAUAAAUAAAACAACUUUUGCAAUACUCUCAUCCUUCAGGUGAUGGAACAGACAUAUAUAUGUUCGAAACUGAUCUACACUCCAUUCACAUAAAAUAGCCACCACACAUUGUAGUAAUUUGGCUUGAAUUCUUCCAUAAUGAGCACCAGCUUCUGUAGAGGACUAUAUUAGCUAAUGAGUCGCUAAAGAAUCAUUGACCUUUUAGAGCUACAAGUAGUGGCUCCAGUCAUUGUUUUUCUAAUUUUAGAAACAAGAUAAAGACAAAUAUAAAAGUAAAACUACAGCAUAUUUCCACUUUCAUAGAAUACAUUUUAAGGAAAAAUCAGAUAAAGGCAAUGGAAGCAACUGGUUAACUGGUAAGGAAGUUUCAGAUUUUUCAGACAAUUUCUAUGUUUCCCACUGUCAUGACAUUCUAAACCCCUAAUAUUGAGAUGUAGUGUAGGACCUGGAGUUAGUCUUGCCUCUGACAAAAAGGGCAAGUCACUUAACCUCGAAAUGUCCCCCUAAAACCCUCUAAAACUAUUAGAAGCAAAGUAGAGGCAAAUCUGUGUCAAUAAUUGGAAGUUCCUUUCUCAAAUUUCUUGAUACUAGCUCCUCCCCUGCCUCCAUUCUAUUUUAAUUAAACAGGGUACCAUUAAACAAAUUGCAUAGGCAGCUCUGGAAGUUGAUGAGAAAAUGGUAAAAUAAUGGGCAAGACUGGAAAACUCAGUGAGGUCUGUCUUCUCCCAGUAUUAGGGAAUCUAAGAAACAUGAAGUAAAGCAAUGGAAAGAAUGUAGGAUUUGUAGUCAGAGGACCCUGGUCUGUAUUCUGGUCUGCUAUUUUAUAAUCCAAAAGACCUUGGACAAGUCUUUUAAACUCCGUGAAUCUGUUUUCUUAUUGGUAAAAUGAUUGGUUUGAACUAGAUAGCCCUUAAGGUUCCUUUAUGCUCUAGAUCAGUACUGGCAAAGACAUGGCAUGCAUACAGAACUGGCACUCAGGGAGCUGCUCUGUUCCUCCUCUUCCCAGUGCCUGAGGAUAUUUUUUGCAUGCCCUGUCCCUCUGUCCAGCCACCCAAAGCAAGCACUUCCUCCCUCAGUUCUCUCUAGUAAUUUAGUGGCUCACAGACAGCUUGAAUUUGCCUUCUGGGCACUCAAACUGGGAAAAGGUUUGCCAAUGCUGCUCUGGAUCAAUGAUCUUUGGAAUGUUUGGACAAUCAUUGACUUAGUACUUGUGUGUGCCUGAAUUGUAACCUAAUUUCUAACCAGAGUAGGAAUGAUAUGGCAAUUCCUUAAAGAGGAGUUCCAUUUGAUGUAGGUACCUAAAAGUACUUUUCAGAUUGAAGAUGAUAUAGCCAAUUUAUCCUAAACUAGGGAGGAUAAAAGACUUCAAAUUAGGUCUUAUUCUUUAUUCGUAAUUUUCUCUCUAAGGAGGAGAUAUUGUAACAUGUAUGCAAGUGUUCUUUAAGAUCGACUGGUUUUCUGCCAGUUGUAAUAAUGAAUAAUACUUAAGGCUGAAAAUAAGGUCUUCAUUCUGAUGACAAUUGCUUGCAUUUGUUUUUGCAAAUUUUGUAUGGUAUUUUUAACAUGGCAUGCAUAGAUUUCUUAGAUGCAUGGUGAAUAGAAAAAUAGGUAGAAUAUAUGCAGGUAAAAGGUAUAUUAAGUAUCAAUGAGGUAUUUUUAGCCUCACUUUAAUAAAGGAGUGUAUGGCGUGUAAUUCGCCAGAGAGUAAGAUUCAAGUUAGUAUCUCUAUUAUGCAAUCCCACUGCUCAAUAGCAUAUAAGUAGUGCUAGAAAAGAUUAGACCACAGACAAUAGCCGGGUUUGUUGUUUUACUAGGAUACCACAGUCUCUUCUGCAUUAGGAUUGCUUUCCAUUUCACAAGGAAUAUUUCACAGUCAGAGCCCUGGCUCAUCAAUGCUGAGAAGUACAUGGGCACACACCAUUUCUUUUUAAUUUUGAGAUCACAAAUUGUGGCACUGGAGGCCUGGGAAGAUUUACCUAGUUAAGCUUCCAUUUCUAGCAAUGACUUAAACCAUCUUAUUUUCUUAGCAGAAAACUCUCACGUAAUUUACUAUAAGCAAGAAAUGUCCAUGCCGUAAAAUUUUCAGUUACUCUGAUCUCACAUGUAUACAUGUGUUUAAUUUUAAAAAGUAAGAUUUUUAACAGUAUAUAGCAUUAGAGUAAUUCAUUAUCUGCCCAAAAUAGACCAUAACAUCCAUGUAAAGAUAUUUAUAACUUGUCAUUAGAACCAUUUCUAAAGCAUUGCUAAUGUUAUUGAUCACCAAUAAAUGGACACUUCCUUAAUUAGAGUGUUACAUGCAUUAAUACCUUCCCAUAAUGGCUUUUUAAAUGACCAUCUUGGUAGCCGAUCUUUUGGCCUACUAAAUGCCUGAUGGCUGCAUUAACCCCCAUUUCAUUAUAAUCUACCAUCUGGUGGAAUGUGAUGUGGUGCAAUGAAAAGUUUGCAUUCUUUUUUUUUUCUAUAGCAAAUGCCCAUCAAUUGGUCAUUUAAUCAAUGAGAAUUUUUAAUUGCCUAAUACAUGCCAGGUACCAGUUCUAUGAGUAUUUAUACUGUUCUCCUAAAAGACUAAUGGUAAACAUUUGAAUCUUCCCUGGCCUCAUUCUUAACUUGAAGAUGGAGGAACAAGGCUGUGGAGGGUGGGGCGAUACCAACGGUCUCUUAGAGUUGUUUAUCCUUGCCAGUUUGCAAAGCACAUUCACAUGCAUUGCUUAAUUCGAUCAAUAGAUCAUAUUGUUCUCCCUGGGUGCGAGAUGCCAUUGCAGUGUCUAUUCUCAGAAUGGGUACCUUUAGGUACUGCUAUAAUAUCCUUGGACAAAAUUCAGGAACUGUCUUACGAUAUUGAUGCUUAAAUGAUUUAUUUCUGCUGAGAUCAUGUCUUCCUGUCAUCAAUAACUCGAUAUUUUAAGGGAAAAAGCAGCAAUACUCAAAUGAAAUAGUUAGAUCACUAAUACAGGAUUGCUACAUUAAUAGCCAAAAUAUAUGACCAAAGUGAUUGAACAUAGUUGAUUAUUACUCAUGUAUAUCUCUUAUGCUUUUUCUUCUUUAUACUCCAAUAUGCCUGUUUCCCAAGGAUCCUGAGAUACAUAUGCAGAAUAUUAAGAAUGACUGUUUUUGUAUUCAUUUCCACAGGAAUUUAUAAGUAAAAGAUUUUCUUUAACCUUCCAUGACAUCUUUGAUUGUGGCUAAUCUAAAAACUUUGUUUGGCAAAACAAGUGCUCCCGCUUCAUGGAAACAAAGGGUCUCAAUGUGGGUACCUGGGUGUAAUCAACCAGGGCCUGUGUGUACACUACCUCAGGCUUAGAACAAGUUUGAUAUGUUAACAUUUCUCAUUUUUCAGCGAGGGAAGGUGCAUAAAACCUUUGGUAACUUUGGUGUAGUGCUAGAUAAAUAGGCUAAUAUGAUGAUUAUCUUUUUAAUCAUCACUACUAUGUUUUUCUACAGAAUGGUGGCAUUGCACUAAUGUAAGCUGAAACAGUCUUUAAUUCACUUGAAUUCAGAACUAUUUCCAUUCCACAACUUUUAUCUUCCGUAUUUAGUUAGCCUGUACACUUAGUGAUGUUUUGCUACUCUUUUCUUUUUUCUCUCUCUGUCAGUUAUUUUUCAGUUUUUUCGGAGGACGAUAAUAUCCAUUGCCGAGAUGGGUUUUUAUUCUGGAAUUUGCAUUUUGACCGUCCUGAUGGCAUUUUUCAUAUUUCAGUCCGAUGCACAGGAAAAGAAUUAUACCGUACCAGAAGAACUACCUGAAAAUGUCCUGAUAGGUGAUUUAGUCAAAGAUCUAAAUCUGACUUUUUCACCAGACAAAAAGCUAUCCACCCCCCUACAAUUUAAAUUAGUAUAUAAGAGUGGCGAUUUGCCAAUAGUAAAAAUAGAGGAAACCACCGGUGAGAUAUAUACUACCGGUGUACGCAUAGAUCGGGAAGAAUUAUGCACUGGCAUUUAUAUUGAGACCCACUGUUUCUACGAAGUGGAGGUAGCUGUUUUACCUGAUGAAAUCUUUAAGUUAGUCAAGAUACGUUUUAUAAUUGAAGAUGUCAAUGAUAAUGCACCACUUUUUCCUGCAACUGUCAUCAACAUUUCUAUUCCUGAGAACACCGCUAUCAAUUCACGAUAUCCGAUACCUUCAGCUAUUGAUCCUGAUAUUGGAAUCAAUGGAAUUCAACAAUACGAACUAAUUAAGAGCGUGGUUCCUGGCUUCAACGUCGGCACCAACAUCACGAAAUACUUAGAGGAGCUAGAUAUAUUUGGGCUCGAUGUCAUUGAAACACCUGAGGGAGAAAAAUGGCCCCAACUAAUUGUCCAAAAGAUGUUAGAUCGAGAAGAAAGAGAUACAUAUGUAAUGAAAUUAAAAGUCGAAGAUGGCGGCUCACCUCCAAGGUCUAGUACAGCCAUUUUGCAAGUAUCUGUGAUUGACAUGAAUGACAACCGUCCAAUCUUCAAGGAGACAGAAAUUGAAGUCACUAUACCUGAAAAUGCUCCUGUCGGUUCUUCAGUUUAUCAACUACAUGCCACAGAUGCCGACGUGGGUGCAAAUGCACGGAUUCAAUACUUUUUUAGCAGUCUUAUGAGCAAUGUUGCUAAGAAACUUUUUAGCCUCAAUAAUACUACAGGACUUAUUACUAUCAAGGAGCCCUUGGAUAGGGAGCAAGCACCUCUACACAAGUUAAUGAUCGUAGCCACGGAUGGCGGGCCAAUGCCAGCUAGGGCCAUGGUGAUAGUAAAUGUCACGGAUGUAAAUGACAACCUCCCAUUAAUUGACGUCAGAUAUAUUAUCGAUACCACCAAUGGGACUGUGUUUUUGUCAGAAAAUGCCGCACUCAAUACCAAAAUUGCCCUCGUUACAUUGAUAGAUAAAGAUGCUGACCGUAAUGGAAGAGUGACAUGUUUCACCACAAAUGAGGUCCCCUUCAGAUUAAGGCCAGUUUUUGACAAUCAAUUCCUGAUGGAGACUUCCUCUUUCCUAGACUAUGAGACUGUAAAAGAAUAUGAGGUACAAUUGUUGGCUUCUGAUGCUGGCAAACCUCCUUUGAAUUAUACUACUUCAGUCGUGAUCAAAAUCAAAGAUGAAAAUGAUAAUGCACCUGUUUUCACCCAGCCAACCUUUGGGAUUUCUGUCCCAGAGAACAAUGCUCUUGGUGCUCAGCUAACAAAAAUCAGUGCAACAGAUAAAGACAGUGGAAAGAAUGGAGAAAUCACUUACCUGAUAGCAAAUGAAGGCCCCUAUCCUUUCAGCCUGGAUAACCGUACAGGCGUUCUAUCAGCAGUGGAACAACUUGAUAGAGAAACAAAAGACAAAUACACCUUCACAGUCACUGCAAGGGACAAUGGCGAGCCUCACUUGCAGAGCAAUGCCACAGUGACUGUAACAGUCCUUGAUCAGAAUGACAACAGCCCCACUUUCACCCAUAGUGAGUACAACUUCUACGUCCCAGAAAACCUGCCCAAGCAUGGCACAGUGGGGCUCAUCACUAUAACCGAUCCUGACACUGGAGAUAAUGGAGUCAUCACUCUCACCAUUCUAAAUAACAAUGGUAGUUUUAUCAUUGAUGCAGUAAAUGGAGUCAUCCGACCCAAUAUCUCUUUUGACAGAGAGAAACAAGAGUCUUAUACUUUCGUAGUCGUGGCCACAGAUGGAGGUAGAGUGCCACGCUCUUCAACUGCCAGGGUGACCAUAAAUGUGGUUGACAUUAAUGACAACAAACCAGUUUUCGUUGUUCCUCCUUCAAACUAUACUUUUGAGUUUAUUCCACUAGCUACUGAAAUUGGCACACUUCUGUAUGUAGUGAUGGCUGUCGAUGAGGACACCGGCAUGAAUUCUGAAAUUCGUUACCAGAUUGAAGAUGGAAACAAAAAGAAAUUGUUUGAAAUGGAAGGAUCAUCAGGGAACAUAACCCUGAAGUCAAAAUUUAUUCCUGCAGACACAGGUUUACACAAGCUGUUGAUCAAAGCUAGAGACUUAGGACAACCUGACUCAAUGAAUAGCAAGAUACUUGUAAAUCUAUUUGUAAAUGACUCUCUUCACAAUUCUUCUUUCGUUGAUGAACUACUGCGCAGAGCUCGGGGAAAAACAAGGAACCGAGAGGUAGAGAAGACUGAUGUCGCAAACACUAUAAACAGUGACUACAUCAAGUACAUCAUUGCCAUCAUUUCUGGUUCAAUGACGGCUGUCUUGACCAUUGUUAUCGCUGCUAUUUUACGUUGCCGCCAUUUCCCAGGCUUCAAGGCAAGAAAACAGAAUUCAGAAUGGGUUACUCCAAAUCCAGCUAACAGUGAGACAAUAACCCUUACCACCACUGAUAUUGGAGGUGCUAAUAGUGUCAUCGUUAACCUCGUCUCCCUUAGUGAACCCAGGACUGAUGAUGCUGAGAAUGAGGAGGAGGUUACUACCUCCAUAGAUGUUGCUGUGGACAUUGAAGAAGCAACCAUGGAGAAGUACAACUGGGGUACCAAUUCUUCUACUUUUAAGCCUGAUGGUCCUGAUUUGGCCCAACACUACAAGGCUACAUCUCCUCAGCCAGCCUUCCACAUUGAGCCCGAGACCCCUGUGCAUUCAAAGCACCAUGUGAUCCAGGAGCUGCCUCUGGACAAUACUUUCGUGAUGGGCUGUGACUCUCUUUCCAAAUGUUCCUCCAGCAGCUCAGAUCCAUACAGCAUUUCUGAUUGUAGCUGCCAAGGAACCAUCAAGACUACAGCCACCAUUCAUCCCCGACAGGCUGCCAAUGAGCUUGGGAUGACUGAUAUUCCACUGAAUGAUCCAAAUGUGAUCGCUAUUCGGACUUACCCUCUGCAUUUAAUGCCAGCUGCGAGACCACGCACCCCACUGCGAGAGCCCGCUGUCCAGGAGACAGUGGUGGACAUCUGGGGUCCUCCUCAGAGGAAACCAGAGCCAAAAAAGCCAGGAAAGGCUCAACGCCGUGUGACUUUCCACCUCCCAGAAAGCUCUCAGGAGAGCGGCAGUGACAAUGCACCUAUUGAUGUGGAAGCAGGUGCCGUUGGUGGUGCUAGGCCAUUUGGCUAUGGUCGGAGAGACUACUAUGACCAUGCUACACACAGCAACCGCACUGAAGGAGAUGGCAACUCUGACCCUGAAACUGCUGCUGAAGUAACCGUGCAGCCAACCCUUGAAGAAGCCUCUGACAACUGCACCCAAGAAUGCUUUAUUCUUGGCCAUUCUGACUCCUGCUGGAUGCCCGCUGCGCUGCCCCAGUACCAGCAGCCUCGGUCUCCGGAGCCUCCUGCCGUGAUUCGACACAGUCCUCCUGCUUCAAAUCUGAUCACUACCACAGUGUUAUGUCAUAAUCCUCCACAGCCCCAGGCUGCUGCCAUUUGCCCCAGUCCUCCUCAGGCACAGAGGCUAGAAUUGGGGCAUGGUGCUAGGCCUGAAGAAAGGGGCGCUACUGGAGGACUUUUUGCACAGGAUGACUCUAUUCAGGGCCGCAGAAGUGGUCCCAGAGGCCUGUUUUGCACAGCUGAGCAUGAUAACUCAAUCAAAGUAAUUCCUAUGAUGACCUUCCCUCCUGGACGGGCUCGACGGGAGUUUCCCAAAGUUGACGAGAAUCCCAUGUAAGUGAAUAAUGGAGAUGGAAUGAAGCAGUUUCCCACCCUGUGAGCUUGGAAAGGUUGAAAAAACUACUCUUAAGAGGCCAGCAACUGGAGUCCAUGAAAGAAGCUGCCAGACGCCACAGCAGCUUAGUAUG